This is a messenger RNA of Aspergillus novofumigatus IBT 16806, 1332 nucleotides long. RefSeq names its product putative MFS transporter. Gene Ontology annotation, cellular component: membrane. The coding region runs from base 1 to 1332 and encodes 443 amino acids. The record is from RefSeq and is a predicted model, not a curated record. Gene Ontology annotation, biological process: transmembrane transport. NCBI's taxonomy places the organism in Eukaryota, Fungi, Ascomycota, Eurotiomycetes, Eurotiales, Aspergillaceae. Gene Ontology annotation, molecular function: transmembrane transporter activity. The transcript is spliced from 4 exons.
AUGAGUACCAAAGCCGAAGGGCAGGUCGAGCACAUCGACCACUGUGACGAGGUGUUGAAGCCGACUCCUCAGUAUGAUAAGUUUGGCUCCGCCGCCAAAACCGAUCCCAGAGAGAUUGCUCUCGUGAAAAAGAUUGAUCUAUACAUGAUGCCCAUUCUGUGGCUGAUGUACUUUCUCAACUUCCUCGACCGAAACGCCAUGGUCAAUGGCAAGCUCAACAACCUGUCCAAAGACCUGCAUCUGCACGGAACGCAGUACAAUACCUGUGUCAGCAUUCUCUUUGUCGGUUACCUCUUAGGCCAGGUCCCGUCCAACAUGCUCCUCAACCGUGUCCGGCCAUCGUGGUACAUGGCCGGGUUCAUGAUCGGGUGGGCAAUUAUCUCUACACUCACCUGCCUUGUCAAAGACUACCACAGCAUGCUCGUUUGUCGGCUCUUGCUUGGGAUCGUCGAGGCCCCGUUCUACCCGGGGGCGCUCUUCAUGAUCAGUCUGUUCUAUAACCGCAAAGAAGCCACCACCCGCAUGGCCGUCCUAUACACAGGAAAUAUGCUGGCAAGUUCAUUCUCCGGACUCAUCGCCGCGGGCGUCUUUGCCGGACUAGACGGCGUCCACGGCCUGGCCGGCUGGAGAUGGUUGUUUCUCAUCCAAGGCGUGGCCACGUUCGCCGUGGCCAUUGCCGCGUUCUUCCUGCUUCCCGACUCGCCGCUGAAGACCCGGUGGCUGAGCCCAGAAGAGCGCCAGAUGGCAUACGACCGGAUCGCCCGCGACACCACGCAGAAAGAGAACCGCACGAGCACAUGGAAGGGUCUCCGCGAAGCAUGCACCGACUACCGCACCUGGCUCUUUGCCCUCCAGUGCAAUCUCCAUCUGUCCGCCAACGGCUUCAAGAACUUUAUGCCAACCGUCGUCAAAACCCUCGGGUUCAACUCCACCAUCACCCUCGUCCUCACCUGCCCCCUUACCUGGUCGCCACAUUCGCCUCCCACCCUCAACAUCGCAGCCCGCUACUUCGCCAUGAUCCUGUUCGUGGGUGCCACAUACGGCGUCAACAACAUCAACCUCGCCUGGACGGCAGCGACGCUGGGACAAACCGACGAGAAGAAGGCCGUGGCGAUUGCCAUCACCAACACAUUGGGGAAUCUGGCGAGCGUGUACACGCCCUAUCUGUGGCCGGAUUCGGAUGCGCCGCGCUUCUCCAAGGCCAUGUAUUGCAGCAUUGGGUUCUCGGCGGGUGUGAUUGCGACUGCCUGGCUGCUGCGGUGGAUCCUCAUGCGGGCGAACCGGCGCAUCCGGGCUAUGGACUCGGAAGCGAUCAAUUUUUAUGCUUAUUAG